Molecule: messenger RNA, 1229 nt
Organism: Solanum stenotomum
Lineage: Eukaryota; Viridiplantae; Streptophyta; Magnoliopsida; Solanales; Solanaceae
Exons: 2
Coding region: 1-1185 (394 amino acids)
Molecular function (GO): nucleic acid binding; zinc ion binding
Source: RefSeq, a predicted model, not a curated record
AUGAAUACAAGAGGGAGACCCGCAAGGAGAGUAGGAGAAGAGGAUGUGAAUGAGGAAGUUCCUCCCCAAGUUGUGCAAAAUGGUCAAGGUGUGCAAUGCAAUCAAGUUCCUAUAGGUGAGCAAGAGAAUGAGGUUCCGGUGGUUCCCCCGGAUAUGACCAAUGAAGAGAUUAGGUCGGCUUUCUUAAUCUUGGCCCGAGCCAUGGCGGCUCAAGCGACUAGAGAUAUGGGGCCUAGGGUGAAUGCUAAUGAGGGUACUAUGGCUUCUAAGUUGAGAGACUUUGUGAGGAUGAAUCCUCCGGUGUUUCUAGGUUCUAAGGUGGGAGAGGAUCCCCAAGAAUUUUUGGAUGAAGUGUAUAAGGUAGUGAGUGCUAUGGGGGUGACUUCAAGAGAAAAGGCGGAGCUUGCCUCCUAUCAAUUGAAAGAUGUUGCCCAAAUUUGGUUCACUCAAUGGAAGGCUAAUAGGCCGGUGGGAGCGGAUCCUAUAGAAUGGGAGGAGUUUAAGGAAGCUUUCCUUGGUAGGUACUUUCCCCGUGAGAUGAGGGAGUGUAAGGUUGAGGAGUUUAUCAAUCUUCGGCAAGGUAAUAUGAGUGUGCAAGAGUAUUCCUUGAGGUUUACCCAAUUGUCUAAGUAUGCCCCAUCUUUGGUGUCAAACCCUAGGGAUGAGAUGAGUAGGUUUGUGACCGGCGUAUCCGACCUAGUCAAGGAAGAGUGCCAUACGGCAAUGCUCCAUAAUGACAUGAACAUUUCUAGGCUCAUAGUGUAUGCUCAAUCCAUUGAGGAGUCCAAACUUAAGAGGAUGAAUAGGAAUGUGAAGAGGGGUAGAUCCGAUGAGCAAAGUCAACCUAGGUUCAAGAAGAGGGCUCAAGAUCAAGAUUUUUCAAGUGCUCCUAAGGUUAACCAAGAUAAAGGUGGUGGAUCUCAAUUUUCUAAACCUACUUGCACCACUUGUGGCAAGAGGCACUAUGGGAAGUGCCUAGCCGGUACUAAUGGAUGCUAUGGUUGUGGGAAGAAUGAUCACAAGGUGAAAGAUUGUCCUACUUUUACGGCUAGAGGAAGGGAGGCAAAGCAAGCUUCUAAAGAUGGAACGGUUCCUAUUCCUCCAAAUUAUGGUCGUUUCUAUGCUCUCCAAGCUAGCAAGGACAAGGAAGCUAAUCCGAAUGAAGGCGCCGGUUCCGGCAAGUGAUCCCUCCUAGCUAGUUUGAAGUGUUGGAUUGCUUUCCUCCAAGA